Molecule: messenger RNA, 1050 nt
Organism: Propithecus coquereli (Coquerel's sifaka)
Lineage: Eukaryota; Metazoa; Chordata; Mammalia; Primates; Indriidae
Product: transcription initiation factor TFIID subunit 7-like
Exons: 1
Coding region: 1-1050 (349 amino acids)
Biological process (GO): RNA polymerase II preinitiation complex assembly; transcription initiation at RNA polymerase II promoter; regulation of transcription by RNA polymerase II
Cellular component (GO): transcription factor TFIID complex
Molecular function (GO): RNA polymerase II general transcription initiation factor activity
Source: RefSeq, a predicted model, not a curated record
AUGAGUAAGAGCAAAGAUGAUGCUCCUCAUGAGCUAGAGAGCCAGUUUAUCUUACGCCUACCUCCAGAAUAUGCCUCUACUGUGAGGAGGGCAAUUCAUUCUGGUGGUGGCAACCUGAAGGACACACUGUCAGUUGAGUUACACCCUGAUGGACGUCAUGGAAUCGUCAGAGUGGACGGGGUCCCAUUAGCCUCCAAAUUGGUAGACCUGCCCUGUGUUACGGAAAGCUUGAAAACUAGCGAUAAAAAAACCUUUUACAAGACGGCUGAUAUCAGCCAGAUGCUUGUAGCUACAGUUGAUGGUGAUCUCUGUCCUCCUGUGGAAGAGCCAGUUGCUAGUGCCGAUCCCAAAGCAAGCAAGAAAAAGGAUAAGGAAAAAGAGAAAAAGUUUAUCUGGAACCAAGGAAUUACUCCACCUCUAAAAAAUGUCAGAAAAAGAAGGUUCCGGAAGACAGCAAAGAAGAAGUGUACUGAAUCUCCAGAUGUGGAAAAAGAAGUGAAACGGUUGCUGAGUACAGAUGCUGCAGCUGUCAGUACUCAGUGGGAAAUAAUUGCUGAAGAUGAAACAAAAGAGACAGAAAAUCAAGCCCUUGAUAUCUCUUCUCCAGGAAUGUCUGGUCAUAGGCAGGGCCAUGACUCAUUAGAACAUGAUGAGCUUUGGAAGAUAUUCAAUGACCUUAGCAGCAGCAGUGAAGAGGAAGAUGAGACACAGCAUCAAGAUGAAGAAGAUAUAAACAUCAUCGACACUGAGGAAGAUCUGGAGAGGCAGCUACAAGACAAGCUAAAUACAUCAGAUGAACAGCACCAAGAAAAUGAAGGAAUGAAUCAGCUGGUUAUGGGAAUUCAGAAACAAAUUGAUAACAUGAAAGGCAAACUCGAAAAGACCCAGAAGAGGGCAAAACGACAGGAGUGUCUCAUUAUGAAAGUGGAAAAUCUGGCUCUCAAGAACAGAUUUCAGGCUGCUCUGGAUGAACUCAAACAAAAGGAAGACCGAGAAAAGGAGCAGCUUAGCUCUUUGCAAGAAGAGCUAGAAUCACUCCUAGAGAAGUGA